AAACUCUUGAUCUCACAUUCAACAAAUUAAAUGGUGAGUUUCUAUUCUGCAUAUGUAACUAUUUCUUGGUUUCUUCUAUUUCUAGGUCCAAUACAAUCCACCUUUGGAAAUCUAUCAAAUUUGUAUGCUUUAAGCCUCUCUAACAACAACUUAAAUGGUCCAAUACCAACCAGCAUUGCAAAUCUAUCAAACAUAUAUUUGUUAUUUCUCUCUUCCAACGGAUUAAUUGGCGAGCUUCCAUCCUCCAUCUACAACCUAACAUCCCUUAAAUAUCUCAUUCUCUCGAAUAACAACUUGUCGGAAACAAUAUUCGUAUACAUUCACGGUCAUAUACAUUCAAACCAGUUUAGUGGUCCGAUUCCAUCAACAUUUAGCCAAGGUUGUAGUCUCGUGUCCAUCAAUUUGAGUGGUAAUAAAUUGGAAGGAAGAUUACCUAAAUCCUUAGUCAACUGCAAAAGUCUACAAGGCCUUCCUGAACUUCGAGUACUAGUCUUGAGGUCUAACAAGUUUGAUGGUAACAUAACGCUACCUUCGCGAUUUGAGCUUCCAUUUCCCGAGUUGCAAGUUUUAGAUAUAUCUCGGAAUGCAUUUGUGGGCACUCUACCUGAAAGGUAUGUUGAAAGCAAUGAUAGAAGUGAGCAAGGAAAAUGUAACAGAAAGAUUCUCUAAUACAUUUCUACGUUUUGUGGAGAUGACAGGAUCAAGAGAGACUACUGGAAGCCUUUACGAUAAUUGACUUGUCCUCAAAUAGAUUUUCCGAGAGUAUUACACGUUCAGUAGGAAAUCUUAAGUGUCUCGAAUACUUGAACUUGUCACACAAUAACCUCGUAGGAAAUAUACCUUCAUCUAUAGCAAACAUGAGUGCGCUUGAAUCGUUGGACUUGUCUUCAAACAAUUUGGAUGGAGUAAUUCCAAGUGAAAUGACAAGGUUGACGUUUCUUUUGAAAUUAAACCUUUCAAUGAACGAUCUGGUGGGACAGAUACCUCGAUCUAACCAGUUUUCCACAUUUGAGAAUGAUUCGUACGUGGGGAACUUGGGGUUAUGUGGAGUUCCAUUGACAAGAAAAUGCAAUGAAGAGAGUGGGCUAGAAGAAGAAGUAGGACAAGAAAAUGAAGAAGAAGAUGAAUUUAUAGAUGGAUUUGGAUGGAAAAGUGUUGUGAUGGGGUAUGGAUGUGGACUCAUAGUUGGAAUUGGUAUUGGUUGUUGUAUUCUUCAAUACAGAAAGCCAAGAUGGUUAGUUGAUUUCUUUUUUGGCAUUGUAUAUAAUGAGAAGAAGACAAUAGAUAAGCAAUAGAGCAACACCAUGAGAACUUGAUUCAACUUCCUUUUUUUGUAUAUAGGUUAUUCUAA
This is a messenger RNA of Salvia splendens (bonfire salvia), 1351 nucleotides long. RefSeq names its product receptor-like protein 12. The transcript has 2 exons. Gene Ontology annotation, molecular function: protein binding. NCBI's taxonomy places the organism in Eukaryota, Viridiplantae, Streptophyta, Magnoliopsida, Lamiales, Lamiaceae. The record is from RefSeq and is a predicted model, not a curated record. The coding region runs from base 31 to 669 and encodes 212 amino acids.